Molecule: messenger RNA, 1026 nt
Organism: Paramecium pentaurelia
Lineage: Eukaryota; Ciliophora; Oligohymenophorea; Peniculida; Parameciidae
Source: the annotation of a GenBank genome assembly
UCAUGCUUCCUUUAAUGUGUGCCACACCCUAUGUCAAUUACCCUUAACUCAACCUUUAAUAAUUCUAUAUGCUUCCUACAUCAACGUAUGCUAUGCCAAUCCCAAUGAAAGAAACUUGUGAUUAGGCUUGUUAGUUUCCUGAACCUAUUAUUGAAUAAGAUGCUGUAACUAAUAAUAUGGAGAUUAUUGCAGAAUAAGAAUUAACUUCUUUGUUAAGAUUUCUCUCUAAGAACAUUUCUUUACUACAAGACUCUGUCUUUGAAGAGUUUGUAUAAGAAAAUUUAAAAGUAUUUCAAUUUUUGAUUAGUUAGACCCUCUCCUCAUUUUCUAAAGACAUACCAAAUAUGAUCAAAAAGCGCUAUGUUUAAGUUAAUAAAACAAAAGAGGAAAUGACUAAGUUUAUUAUAAGAAGAUGUUUUUUAUUCAUUAAAAGUCAAAUUGAAUAUGAAGAAAAAGAGGGGAUGUCUGCUGAAGAGAGAGAUAGACUAUUUUAUCAUUCAUUUUUUUCAGAUGAUAAGGAAUUUAUGAAGAAUCUUAAUCAAGAAUCAAUAGAUGACAUGAUUCCAUUUAGAAAAGACUCUAAAAUGAAGACUAUGAAUGAAACUUAUUUAAGAAAACUAUUUGCAUCUGAAAGAUUUUCUAAUUUCUAUACAAAAUUUCUAUGUAAUAAAAAUAGUAAUAUUUUUAGAAUCAUUUACUGAAAUUUGUAAUCAUGAAAAUGAUGAAAAAAUAGAUAAUAUGACUAAACAGAUUAUUAAAAUUAUAAUUACUAGAGAUUUUGCAGUAAUAUUUUAUAUUAUAUUAUAUUUAAUAGAAAAUAAAAAGUUACAGACGAUUCCCUUGGAAAGAUCAUGAAAUUAUUAAAUGUGAACAAAGAGCUAAAGAAAUCUACUCCAAAUAUUCUAAUUAUUCAAGUAAUUAAUAUUAUAUAUAUUCUAGAAGCCAAUACAAAGAAUAAGUUUCUUUCAAAACUAGAUUCACAUACACUGGACAUUUUGGAAAAAUUCUCUGAAUCUUCAGAAUGAA